Messenger RNA from Verruconis gallopava, 2545 nucleotides. RefSeq lists its product as uncharacterized. The transcript has 5 exons. NCBI's taxonomy places the organism in Eukaryota, Fungi, Ascomycota, Dothideomycetes, Venturiales, Sympoventuriaceae. The record is from RefSeq and is a predicted model, not a curated record. The coding region runs from base 1772 to 2101 and encodes 109 amino acids.
GUCAACCCUCCGGUUCAUGAUUGAGAAGUAGAGGGUGGUGCACGAGAGUAUACCAAGAAUGAAGAACUGAAGUCCAGCCGUGAUCCAGAGCCCUGGCACGUAGCGCGGUGCGUCCUUUUGUCUACACAUGUUGAUCAGCAGUGCCUCUUAUGCAACCUGCGGACUGACCGAUCUGCAAUGCACUGCCAACCGCUCGCUUUGACUGCAUACGGAUGUUGUUUGAUUGAUACGCCAGGAUGGAGGGGAUAUUGCCUUGGCAACCGGCGUAGCCAAAGAAUAGGCCUAUGUAGCGAGGUAUGUUCUUUUCGCAGUAUGCUGUCAUCAUAAGCCCGCCUAUGGCAAGGCAGCACUGGAAUGCGAUGCCUGGUGCGCGAACUUUGUACUUGUCCGAGAGCCAGGAUAUGAAGAGCGCGGAUAUAACAGCAAAGAUUACCGGCGGAGCAGACAAAAGGCAUAGCCGUGCUCAUGAACAUGAGACCGAACGCCCAGAGCUUCCAGUCGCCCAGGUGGUGGAAGAACUUUGCCCACGUUAGAGGAUCUGGAAUCGAAUCGCCGCGAUCCUUCUCGAUUCUCCGAGUGAUGAAGCGAGACUCCUCCUCAGUAAGCAGCGGCUUCUGGCCAAUCUUGCCUCUUCUCGUCGCCUUGUCGGGGAAAUCGACGAUGAUGAACCAGGCUCCUAUGGCAACAACCUGGGUCAAAAGGCCCUCAAUGACCUGAUUAUGUCACCCCCCAGACCACCGAGCCCUUCCAUCUGUAUUAGACCGUAUGCAAGGAUCGAUGACCAACCGCCAACAAAAACUAGAUAAAACCAUGCCAGUCCUGUAGUACACUCAGCAUAUGCUCAGAAAGUCGCGUGACACCUUGACGGUGAGAAGCUCCGAGACUUACGUUGUUGGACCUCGAAUCGAACGUACCACACGCUGAUUAGGUAGACGCAUCCUGGGAAAAACCCAGCCUCGAACACACCAAGCAAGAAGCGGCAGGCUGCCAAUGCUCUGUAGUCCUUUACAAAGCCUUGUCCAAGCAUGACAGUACCCCAGGCGAGCGCGAUAAAUGCGAGCCAGUUGGCCGCACCAACCUUACGCAAGACGAUGUUGGAAGGCAGUUCGAAGAUCAUGUAACCAGGGCUUUGUGCCGUACAUAGUCAGUGCAUAACCUUCAAGUAUGCGUCAGGGAAGAGUUGAUACAUACAAGAACAGCACCAGAGCAAUGGUGUACCGAUCGCCGAUAGAAAGCCCAAGAGCUUGGUCCAUUCCAGAGAUUCUUGCGGCUGAGAUCUGUGCAAAACAGGUUAGCACAAUCAUCUCACGUCCACUUGCGAUCGCGGUGCAAAGUGGUAAACUCGUACAUUUACACGAUCUAUGAGCGCAAUGCUGUAGAGCGCGCCCAGGAUGGGAAGCAGCCGACGGUCGACCUUUCGUAUCAGCUUCUUCUCCGCAUGCUGAUCGAAAUCGACCGCCUCUUGUGAGCUUUCGGGGGUGACAACGCCGCUCUCUUUAAUCUCUUCAUUAUGUUGCGUCUCGAUCUUGGGGUCCAUGAUUCACGUUUUCUUUGCUCGCCAAGUCUGUCGCUGGUGCCUUGAAACUGUGCCUCAAAGUAUCCAUGCCCUUGACGCGACCUCCUAAUUUAUACAGUUGCCGUUGCGAUGCAAGGACUGCCACUACAUAGUCUAGAACGACUCGAUCUUUCUCGGCGCCACGAGUUUCCAGCGCGGGGUUCGAAGCACUAAGAGUCUGUGGAGUUCAGCUGGAGAUUGCUGGAGAGAGAAACAAUGCCGUCCUUUCGCCCCGCAAUCUGUUUCUUAGCACCAUUCAGAUUUGGGAGCAGCCAAAGGCUAAACUUCGAAGAGAAAGAAGGUCCGCGUCACAAGAUAUGCCAACUACACAGUACGAUAGAUCCCAAGGCACUGCCAAGUAUGGCCAAGGCUGGGGAAGGAGCGGGGUGGAGCGUGGCCGAAGAGAACGAUAUGAUAUUGCCGGUGCAUGGUCAUUUUACGGGUUCUGUCGGCGUUGAGCCUCUCUGUUCAUAUAGCCGGGUCGCCAUUGUUUUGCUGUCAUAUCUAUCAGCAAGGUGUUGUGAAGAUUGGAGUUGGUGGGAGUGACAUACACAUGUACCAGCGCAAAGAGCACGCAGCAGUCUCAUGCAAACCUCGUACGAGUCUCGAAUGCGAAUUUGCAGGCAUGAUGCAUGGUUUUUAUUUUUUAUCCAAGUCGAGAACGGAGUUAUCAAGCCAUGAGAGACGAUGUGGAGCCAAGGUGUAGAACGAGUAUUCAAACCUCCCGACAAAAAUUCGUAUCUGCGGUGAGCCAAGGAGGAUGACGAUAGUCCUGGGAGGAUGUAGAUUUGCGGAGGCGACGCUGACUUUAUAGCGAACCGUUUACUAAUCGACUAGGCCUCGACCCAAGUCAUGAUCCUACUUUACCAUGCCCUGCGAGCACCUGGGUCUUGACAUGGGAGGAGUCCUUGCACGUGAUGCGUCGGAGUUCGGACAGUUACAAAAAAAGGUUCCGUCAUAGAUAGAAUGAUGCAGAUUAUAGUACAAAAC